UGCUAUUAUCCAAAAUGGACAUUUCUCCCAGAGCCCAACAUUUUUUAGAAUGUGGUAUUGAAGAAUGUGAAAGAAACUGUGAGUUCUAUUGUAACAAUUGCCAUUUAAAAUUAUGCAAACAAUGUAAACGUGAACAUUUGAAAAGUCUAACAAGAAAAAACCAUGAGGUGGUCCUUUACCAGCAACGCAAAAGACAGCUUUCUGUGGAGAAAUGUGAGUCCCAUCCAACUAAAGAUUUGGGCAUGUUCUGUGAAGAAUGCCAAGUUCCAUUAUGUUCUGUUUGCGCCACACAAAAAGAACAUCAAGGGCAUAAUUUAUUUACUGAUCUGGAAACAAUUUUUGCAGAAAAAUAUGCAGACUUUCAAGAUGAAAUCUUUAAAAUCCAGGAGUACUUUCUUCCUACAUUAGAAAAUUUACAGAAAGAAAUUAAAAAAGAUUCCUCUGAAAUCAAACAGAUCAUGAACAACAUCAGAACAUCCAUGAAGACUGAAGGUGAGACCCUGAAAAUCCUGGUGGACACAGUCACAUCUGAGAACAUGAAGCAGGUAGACCAGAUAGAGCAUUCCCUAACAGAGGAUCUAAAUACCCAAGACAAAAUCAUGGAUGAUUACAUCACUUAUCUUAAUAACCUUGUCAAAGAACUUCAUAUAUUCCUGUCCCCUGAAGAAUCCCAGAAAUUACUCUCGCAGAAGAAGCCAAAGAUCCGAUCCAUACCAGAGACAACAAAACCAGUCACACCAGAAUUUACUGCUGGUCAGUACAGCAAAAACGAUAUCACAAAACUGCUUGGAAAAAUACACGCCCCAGACACUAAGGGAGAGAAGAGAGAAAUUAAGUCCAUGGACAGUGUUUACAAUACAGCAAUGAAACCUACACAUAAACAAAUGAAUGAAAACAGAAGUAAAUCUGACGUGAAACAAACAUUGCCUCUACCUGCCUCUGUCGCCAAGGUCAGGGAGUUCAAUGUACCAGGUGUUGAAAGUGUAUACCAUAUCUCUAUAGAUCAAUCAGAUAGACUCUGGAUAAGUGACAAUAAGGGUAAUCUUGUCCAAACAGAUCUACAGGGGAAUGUGAUGCAGAAGAUAGAAACCAGUGGUAAAGGUGAAGGUUACCACACAGUCACACAGGGCGGGGCUCUGAUCUUUACAGACAAAGACAAAAAUACCAUCAAUAGGAUAACAAAGGAUAAUAAUUUCACUGAAAUCAUUAAAACUGCAGACUUGAGUCCACUCAGCAUAUACUCCUCCCACAUUAACGGUGACUUACUGGUGGGGAUGUGGAAGAUUGGAGAGGCUAAAGUCACCAGGUACAAUAAAAUAGGGAAAGAACUACAGAACAUCCAGAAGGAUAACAAAGGACAGGAACUAUAUAGAACACCACACUACAUCACAGAAAACAUCAAUGGAGAUAUCUGUACAUCAGAAAUUAAUAAAGGUGUAGUCGUGGUAAACAAAUCUGGACAACACAGGUUCUCCUACAAAGGUCAGGGGUCAGUAUUCCGUCCCUAUGGAAUCUGUACUGAUGUCCUUGGUCACAUCCUUGUGGUUGAUGGACAUUUUAAAAAUAACACAGUGCACCUCCUUGAUCAGGACGGUCAGUUCUUGUCCCUAUUACUCACACAACAACAAGAAGUGAAGUAUCCCCGUAGUGUUUGUGUGGAUGAUGAGAACAAUCUGUAUGUGGGACAAUUUCUCACGGACACAUUGAAAGUGUACAAGUAUCUCCAGUUAUAA
Saccostrea cuccullata (small rock oyster) is the source of this 1733-nucleotide messenger RNA. RefSeq names its product tripartite motif-containing protein 5-like. The record is from RefSeq and is a predicted model, not a curated record. The transcript has a single exon. The coding region runs from base 15 to 1733 and encodes 572 amino acids. Gene Ontology annotation, molecular function: zinc ion binding. Lineage: Eukaryota; Metazoa; Mollusca; Bivalvia; Ostreida; Ostreidae.